GCAGCUCGCGCGAGACAGGUUUUAUUUAGAGGCCCAGAAUUCCAUCAAAGUUGUAUGCAUGAAUCUGCCAAAGACACUAUGCAUAUGUCGAAAGAACAGCCUUCCUCUUCUGCUGGUUCUGCCAGUGACUCAGUACCAAUUCGCUUGCAUACCGUGCGAGUUUGGUUUCCUCUCAGCGGACUUCGUAUCAAGGAAGAAAUAAAAAGAGCGGGCCUUAAAGAUGAGAUUUUUGACGCCAUUGUCCUCCAAGAUUUCAGCGUCCAGCAUCAAACCCAAAAUUUUGGCAUCAUAAAAAAUGCAUUCCUAGUGGACCUUGCAGUGCUUGAGACUGGUAUCUGA
This is a messenger RNA of Penicillium vulpinum, 339 nucleotides long. RefSeq lists its product as uncharacterized. The record is from RefSeq and is a predicted model, not a curated record. The annotation marks the transcript as partial. Lineage: Eukaryota; Fungi; Ascomycota; Eurotiomycetes; Eurotiales; Aspergillaceae. The transcript has 2 exons.